Messenger RNA from Coccinella septempunctata (seven-spotted ladybird), 1182 nucleotides. Its product is annotated as microtubule-associated protein Jupiter-like. Lineage: Eukaryota; Metazoa; Arthropoda; Insecta; Coleoptera; Coccinellidae. The record is from RefSeq and is a predicted model, not a curated record. Bases 105 to 584 code for a protein of 159 amino acids. The transcript is spliced from 4 exons.
CCGCGGGCUCGACAGUCAGCUGUUGGUAAGUGCAGCGCGCUAACUCACGGUCUUCAUUUCUUUCAUUACCGGUGUUCUCAUUAAUUUGUUUUAUCGCAGUGAUCAUGGCCACCUACGCUGCUUACAGGCACAUCGAAUUGGACAAAGUUGGCUACAGCAAAAAAAGAGUCCGUAACCCAUCCAGCGAAAUCUUCCAAGUACUGUGCACUCCUCCAACGCCGAAACAAAAUGGUUCCAUGAAUGGUACUUCUUCCCCACGACGUGGAUCACGUGGUUCAGAUUCGUUUACAAGGCUAUUCGGACAAGAAAAUUCAAAAACUCCACCACGUAGAGCUUCCCUCACCAAACAAGACGUCAAAAACCGUAAUCCUGUAACUGGGGAUGGUGUCGACACUUGGGACUCCACACCAAACAGAAGGAAUACUCCAAGAGUACGCAAAGAAAGGAACCCAGUAACCGGAGAAGAGUACACAAUCAUAAGUCCAGCAGUAACGCCAACAAAAUCCCCCCAAAAUGGCUUCGCAUACACAAAUGGCAAUUCCAACUCCUUCACAAACGGAAAUCACACGAAUGGAGAAGCCUAAAUUCGAGAAUAGAAAUGCCACACUUCCUGUAAUCACCCAGUAAUAAUAGAUCAUCCCUGUAUUGCUGAUCAGCAGUAUUAAUGGAGCUGAUUCCUAUAGUUUCCAUUGAAAUCGAAAAUUUUUUGGACGAUUAUCAUUCUUUUCAACAUAGAAUCAGCUCCUCGUUGCACCUUCCAUUCAUUUUAUUGAAAAUAACUCUCAUAAUCUCAUUUUAUUCAUAUUGUUCAUCAUCACCAUAACGUGAAAAACUUAAAUAUAUAGAAUAUAUUAUAUAUUAUCAAGUGAAAACUUUCAUCCAUUGGAAAGCACUAUCAAAUAUUGAAAAAAAAAUCGAUGAAAAUAUUUCUCGUAGUGCUUUUGAAAAGUCCGUUCUGUCCCUAAAAGUGCCUAAUCCUUCAUUGUCCCUUUUGAACAUUUGAUGAUAGUUUUCUAAAGUUAUCAUUCAUUCAUUAUCACUUACCACAUUUUUUAGACUUCUAUUUAUAUUGAAUCUUUAUAGUGAUGUAGUUUUAUAGCAGUUACUUUCAAUAGCAUUUAAAUUAUCAAAUUUUAUUUAUGUUGUGCAUUCAAAUAAUGUAGAAAUAAAUUUUAUACUAUA